Dromiciops gliroides (monito del monte) is the source of this 1085-nucleotide messenger RNA. It is a transcript of the gene DCTN3, whose product is annotated as dynactin subunit 3. Gene Ontology annotation, cellular component: dynactin complex. The record is from RefSeq and is a predicted model, not a curated record. Gene Ontology annotation, biological process: cytoskeleton-dependent cytokinesis. Lineage: Eukaryota; Metazoa; Chordata; Mammalia; Microbiotheria; Microbiotheriidae. The transcript is spliced from 7 exons. Bases 56 to 616 code for a protein of 186 amino acids.
UUCCAAUCAGCCGGAUGUCCCGCCUCCCCAGUUUUUCCUGGUUCUGGCUGCGGCAAUGGCGGCUCUGACAGAAGUGCAGCGGUUACAGGCCCGGCUAGAGGAGCUGGAGCGCUGGGUGUACGGGGCGGGCGGGGCGCGCGGCUCUCGGAAGGUAGCUGAUGGCUUGGUUAAGGUGCAGGUGGCUUUGGGGAACAUUUCCAGCAAAAGAGAGAGGGUUAAAGUCCUGUAUAAAAAGAUCGAAGACCUGAUAAAAUACCUGGAUCCUGAGUACAUUGAUCGGAUUACUGUUCCUGAUGCUGCCAAAUUGCAAUUCAUCUUAGCAGAGGAGCAGUUUAUUCUCUCCCAAGUGGCACUCCUGGAGCAGGUGGAGACCUUGGCUCCCCUCCUGGACAGCUCUCACAUCAAAGCUGUUCCCAAGCAUGCUGCCCGGCUGCAGGCCCUGUCACAGAUCCACAUCCAGCAGCAGGAUCAGUGCGAGGAAGUCACUGAAGCCACCAAGGCGCUCCUGGAAGAGUACAACAAGAUGACGAUUCUCCUCUCCAAGCAGUUUGUUCAGUGGGAUGAGCUCCUGUCCCAGCUGGAGGCAGCGAAACAAAUCAAACCAGCAGCAGAGUGAGGGAAGGCAUUUGUUGGUUGAGUUCCCUCCUAGAACAUGUUCCCCACUCAGGGCCCUCCAUUUCCCUGUAUUUAAUGUCUCAGGCACCCACCCAGGUGGGUGCCACCUGCCUGUGCCCCCUCAGCUUUGUAUCUUGCCCUUUCACUUGGGAUGAGGAUGGGCUAUGUUUUUAAUGGAGUUGGGAGAAGAGACUUGAAGGGUUACUAUUCUUUAGUCGGCCCCAAUGUGAAUGUGUGAAAAGGAUACCUGGCAGUCACUGCCUUUCACUCACUCUGGCUGGAAGUUCUGGGGGGAUCAGAAGUCAAGGUGACUUGCAGACAUGCAGGCCUUGUCUCUGGGUUCCUUCUUUUCAGCUAUAUCAUCAUCUUCUCCUUUACUCCCUUCCCCACCCAAAACCUACACCACACAAUAAAAAUCGAACUCUGUUGUCCUUAUUACUAUACUAAUAAAGAACUGACACAGAAAAAAA